GGGGCAGUGUGCAGCAGUACGGGUGGAUCUAGAAUGGCUCUGUGUUUGGAUGGACAGGGCAAUGCUGUAAACUGAGGUUUCUUUUCCUCACUGCUUCCAGCCUUAGCAAACCAGAAACGAAACCAAUGUUGUGCCUGGGAGUGGGAGGGGUUUCCCACAAUAUCACAUGUGCACAAUCAACCAAUUAUCUUUCACCUUUCCGUGGCGUUUAAACUACUCUCUCAGUAAAUGUCAGUGAGUCAGUCAGUCAGUGAGCGCUCCUUCGUUACAGUAACACCUACACAUUCCCAGUUCUCUCAUCUCAUUAGCCAGCAUGGCCCAAUCACUGGAGAGCUUGGCGGAAGAACUAACCUGCUCCAUCUGUUUGGGACUGUUCAACAUCCCAGUGACAAUACCCUGUGGGCACAAUUUCUGUGGCGAGUGCUUGGAACUUGCCUGGGAAACAUCUAUGCUGAGUCAGUACAGAUGCCCCCAGUGUAUGUGCACCUUUUCCGCUAAGCCUGACCUGAGGAAGAACACCCUAUUGAGCAACCUGGUCAGCCAACUAAAAAGCGUUCACAUUGAACCUCCGCAGCACAACGUGAUGGUGGAGGAGGUAGUAGAAGAACCCUGUGACACAGAUGUGGUGCUCUGUGACAGCUGCAUGAAGUUGCCAGCUGCUAGGACCUGUCUGACCUGCCUGGCAUCCUUUUGUGAAGAACACCUGCAGCCACAUCUUGAGAGUCCAGCCUUUAUACACCACUUGCUAAAGCAGCCCCUGAGGGACCUGCAUGUAAGGAAAUGCCAGGAUCAUGAUAAACUACUUGAUCAAUACUGCAAGGAACACUCCUGCUGCAUCUGCUGCUACUGUCUGACCAGCCACAAGCAGUGCAACACCUGCACCCUCCAAGAGGGCAAAACGGAGAAGGAGAAAGAUUUUAGAAUGCUCUUGCAGUCAUUGAAUCAGAAAAUAGAAAAAGCCUCAAAUACAGCUGAUGAAGUAAAGAGAGAGCAAAUACAAGUGGUGGAUAUUGCAAAUAAGAAGAAGAAUCUAUUGGAAGGGGAGUUUGAAGAAAUUAUAGCUUUAAUUGAGCAAGAGAAAAAGAAAUCCAUGAGGAAAAUUGAGGAAGAGGAGAAGAAGGUGAACACUAAAUUUAGCUAUACAUUGAACAUCAUUGGGAAAAAGAAACAGGAGUUUGGGAAAAUGAAAUCAAGCAUUGAAUCUCUCUUACGGGAAGAAGAUGAUCUGCAGUUUUUGAAGCAGGCACCCAAGCUGCAUGGCACUAUCUCUAAGGAGCCUUAUAAGCCAAAGACAGAGUUUGAUGAGAAACUACUGAACCAGAUUUUUCGCAACACUGUUUCCCUUAAAGAGAUCAUCAAAGUCAAACUGCAGCAACCCGAUGAUACACCAGAAUGGAGAGAGUCACUUGCCAGUACAGAGAAAAUGCCAACAGGAUCUGGACACCCUAAACAAGAAGAUACACCAGAAUGGAGUGCAUCAUCUACCAGCUCAGAGAAAAUUCCCCCAGUAGUCAAGCAACCUAAACAAAAAAAAUCGAGAGCCAAAGUUCCUUCCAGCCCAUCAGUACCCUCACCAGAUGUCAAAACCAACCCUCAAGGUAACACCAAGAAGGGACCUGCUAUUCCAGACUCUCGGGAAGAUGUUCUGAAAUAUGCUGUUAAACUGACAGUGGAUCCCAAUACAGCUCACAAAAGAGUUUUGCUUUCUGAAAGACACACCAAAUUAAUGAUCAGUGAUAAAGUCCAGGAUUACCAAGACAAUCCUGAGAGGUUCACACACUGCUCCCAGGUCCUAUGCUCCCAGGGAUUCAGCCAAGGCAUCCAUUACUGGGAAGUGGACAUACAAGGGGGACAUUUCAGUGGCUUUGGAAUUGCCUACAGGAGUAUUCCUCGGAAAGGAGUGGAGAGCCGCCUUGGGCGCAACAGUGUGUCCUGGUGCCUGGAGUAUUUCAAUGGGAAACUGCAGGCCUGGCACAAUGAGAAGGAGACCAGCCUUACCUCUCCCAACACAAACAGAAUUGGGGUUCUGCUCAAUUAUGAUGAAGGAUUUCUGUCCUUUUUCUCUGUUUCAAAAAAGUUCAGCCAGAUUUACAGAUUCAGGGCCCGAUUUACUGAAGCAGUUUAUCCAGCUUUCUGGGUAUUUUCUGCCAAUGCUGUUCUGUCCUUUAACACAUUCAGUUAAGGCUGUGGGUGGAACCACUGUUUCCUUCAUGUUAAUGAGGUGCAGUUCUGUGUGAUGGUGUUCUUAAUCUGCUUCAUUUUCUCUACGAGUGGAUUUUAUAUUAUUAUUCUGUUUAUAUUUUGUUUACAGCACAGGUAUGGGACCUGUAAUCCAUUCUGUUUCUGCCAUAUUAAUGGUUCUCUCUUCCUCACUUAUUCCCUAAGAAUUACUGUAUACCAUAAAAGAACCAAGGAAAGGGAAAUGAGCUUUCGUAUAGAGCCAUCUGAUUUAGGGCAUAAGGUACAGAGCUCUUUAUCCUGCUUUCUGGCUAUUUCAUAAGCAGGCUAUUCACCAUGUGUUAUGAUUAAUUCUAUUAUGGGAGUUGAUUCUAAAAUGUAUCACAAUCUGAGAUUUCUUACGAUGUUGAUUUUUUUCCAUGAAUAAGCAGCGCCGGAUUUACAUAGUGGGCACCCCUAGGCCCACUGACUUUGAUUGCCUCAUCCCCUCCCAAUUAUUUACGUAAAUGUUCAUCAUUGGGUCUGGAGCAAUGAGGAUUGGUGCAGGGGAAAUUAAAAAAAUAUUGUAUGCGCAUCCCCAGUGUUUCUGAACCAAUGUGGAUGUGGUCAGGCAGCAUGCCACACCCUAAAAUCCUGCCACCCUAGGCCCGUGCCUUUGUGGCCUUUCCACAAAUCUGUAAAUAAGGUGCAAUUUGGUAUGACUGUAUUACUGAAUUUUUGUGCUUAGUUUACGAGAAUUCAGUGGGUAAUCCCAUGUGGUAAGGGUUUUGCAGCAUAGCAGGAUUAACUAACUGAUGGGGAGCUACACAUUUCACUGCUCUGUAUUACAGACUCAUACCAUGGCUUGUGGAUUUUUUUUCUAUGUUUAGUGACUGUGUAGCAUUUUUUCAAGGGUUCCUGCAGAGUCUGUUACCUUGCAGUAGCACUCAAUAUUCUUCCCGCCACAAGUGGUGCACUACUCACAAGUCACCCCAUCCAUGGGAAUUUCAUGGUGAUCAAAUGGCACUGGCCCUGGAUGCAUUAACACGAUGAGCGCUGCAGGUAAUGGAUCACUACUGCACUUUCCAUCAUCUGCUACUUGAGUUUUUUUCACUAUAGCAGGGUUUGGGGUGAGUACUAUCUCCCCUCCUACAUGGGCUGUCUCUUUGGGUUCCAUUGAGAACUCCCUCCCUUCCCCUGUCUGCCUGCCGCCACUCCCUGUUGCUAAACAUGACUCUCAGUAGGCAUAAACAUGACCUUUUUUUGCCACUGAUUUGUAGGCCCUAGUGUCAUGGCGGCACUAUUCAUUUCUAUCCCCCAGGGCAGGACUUCCAGUUUUAUCGUUGUCACCUGGCUGCUAUUUUGCUGACCUGGCUGGUAAAAUGGUUCUUGAGGCCAACUUUAUAAAUAGAGAAAAAAAUGUAAACAAUAGGAAGGCCUGUAUUUUUUCCAGAAAAGGUGGCAAUCCUAUCUAGUUUGCAGAUUUUGGAAGCAUGCAAUAAUCCUUUCUAUUGUGUGUUCUGCUACCUGCCAACCUUAAUUUGUUGAGGAACAUAACUUCACCUCUACAGGUAACGUCCUAGCUGGUUGUUCAGUGCCUUCUCAGUAGAAGACACUGUCUUAACCAUGCUGCUCCUUAAAGCAUUAUUAUAAAUAUUAUCAGGUCUGGACUGAGAAUCAAAAUAGGCCCUGGCAUUUCAGGUACAUAGAGGCCCACACAGAGGCCCAAACAGCCCCCACCAGCUAAAUACUGACUUUCUAUGGCACCUUAUAGCAGCCCUCUGGCAUUUGCCAGAACCCACAGAUUGCCAGUCCAGACAUAAUUAUUAUAAAUGAUUAAAGAUAUGCCUCAGGAAUGUGGCCACUACUGAAAAGAUCAGUAAGGCAUUUAGAGCAUACUGUCACAAAGUUCUACAGAAUCAAUAUUUUUGCUUAUGUUGACACAGUACUUGGAUUGAAGGUGCAGCAUGUAGUGAUUCCUGCUUAUCUGGUUGCUGGGAAGCUUUUGCAUUUCUGAGAAAUCAACACUGACAGGCUAACCGGGUAAUCAAGGUUUUUCUUAUGGGUAACUCCUUUUGUACUUGGCCCAUAUUCUCAGUGCACCAAGUUCCUCCUGUUUUUUGUUGAGAUGUUGUUGGUGGAUUACCAAGGCUCCAAUUUUUGGACCCAUUUACUUAAUAACCCUGUCAUCAUUUCACCCUGUUAUAUGCUCUUAUAGCUGCUAAAGGAGUAUUUCUACAAUGUGUAAGUAACGUGCACUGUGCAGAGUUAAUACAAUAUGCUUUUUGCCUUCAGACACCUGAUCGGGCUGGUUAUAUUGCUGUAGGUGUAUUGUGCGUACAGUGUGAAUUCAUUGUACACUUUAGACACCUAUGGACUCUGGGUAAUAUUUGUGAUAUGAAUGUAAAUACACGUGGUGUUCCGUGCAGGCUAAAUAUAUUGUGCUAUUUAAUCUUAAAUGCCUGAUGGACUCUGGGUUAUGUCUGUGUAUUUAUGCAGAACACUAAAGCUUUACAGAGGGUGAAUACAUUGUACAGUUCACACUCAAAUGCCUGAGGGCAAUCUUUACUUUUAUUGUUGUAGGUGCUGUGUAGGAUACAUUGUGCUAUUUACUCUCCCAUGCCCACUGAACUCUGGGCAGUCUACAUGAUGGGUUAGUAGGUAUGUGGGAGACAUAGUGUGGCUAAUUAUAUUGCACUGUUUAACGUCCGUUAACAAUCGACUGUGAUUAAUCUGUGUACAACUGUAAAUGUGCAGGACGACUAGUGUGCUGUUCACAGUGAAUACAUUGGGGGUGUAACUAUAGAGGAAGCAGACCCUGCGGCUGCAGGGGAGCCAGGAGGUAUAGGGGAGGUAAUAGGUUAAAUCAGCUUUUACGUCCUGAAAUAAAAUGGAUUUUUUUCUUGAACACCAGGUCACCAAACGGACCCAGCGUUUAUGUCAUAUGCUUCGUAUAGGUGAGAAUGAAUUUAUAAAAAGUAAAAUUUUUCUAAAAAGCUAUAAAAAAAAAUGAGAUUUUAAAAUCUAGGCAUGCUAUAUGCUUUAAUACAAAAAGGGGGGGUUGUGGGAGCACUCAAAAAGGAUAAGUUAAAAUAUGUUUAAAACUGGAUACGGUCAUGGGAAACAUGUUUUUUUCCAAACGCAUCAGUUAAUAGUGCUGCUCCAGCAGAAUUCUGCACUGAAAUCCAUUUUUCAAAAGAUUUCAAAACUGACUUUGUUAUAUUCAAUUUUGAAAUCUGACGUAGGGCUAGACAUUUCACAGCUGCUCUCAGUCAUGUGACUUGUGCUCUGAUAAACUUCAAUUACUC
Xenopus laevis (African clawed frog) is the source of this 5465-nucleotide messenger RNA. It is a transcript of the gene trim25.S, whose product is annotated as tripartite motif containing 25 S homeolog. Gene Ontology annotation, biological process: antiviral innate immune response. Gene Ontology annotation, cellular component: cytoplasm. NCBI's taxonomy places the organism in Eukaryota, Metazoa, Chordata, Amphibia, Anura, Pipidae. The transcript is spliced from 10 exons. Bases 314 to 2182 code for a protein of 622 amino acids. The record is from RefSeq and is a predicted model, not a curated record.